Messenger RNA from Elaeis guineensis (African oil palm), 2210 nucleotides. RefSeq names its product subtilisin-like protease SBT3.9. Gene Ontology annotation, biological process: proteolysis. Lineage: Eukaryota; Viridiplantae; Streptophyta; Magnoliopsida; Arecales; Arecaceae. The record is from RefSeq and is a predicted model, not a curated record. Gene Ontology annotation, molecular function: serine-type endopeptidase activity.
CAAGGAGAAAGCUCUAAAUUCAAUUGUCUACAGUUAUAAGCAUGGAUUUUCAGGCUUCGCAGCUUGGCUGACAAAGUCUCAAGCAAACAAAAUCUCAGAUUUUCCUGGAGUACUCAGUGUAAUGCCAAACCGAAAGCAUCGUGUCCACACAACUAGAAGCUGGGAUUUUCUAGGCCUAAAUUACUACCAUCCUACAGCCACAGGAUUACUUCAUAAGGCUAAUUACGGCGAAAAUGUCAUUAUUGGAGUCAUCGAUUCUGGUAUAUGGCCAGAAUCAAAAAGCUUCAAUGACCACGGUUUUGGUCCAGUGCCAUCCAGAUGGAAAGGCAAGUGUGAGGUGGGACAGCUAUUUGAUGCCAAGCACUGCAACAAAAAGUUAAUCGGAGCCCGAUGGUAUAACGAGGGGGCCGAUGCGGAGCAGCUCAAAGGAGAAUAUAUGUCUCCACGGGAUCUAGACGGCCAUGGAACACAUACUGCCUCCACCGCAGCUGGUAUACUUGUAGAGAACGUGAGCUUCCACGGCCUGGCAGCUGAGGCAGCGCGAGGAGGAGCUCCUCGUGCUCGGCUGGCAAUUUACAAGGCAUGCUGGGGCACUCCACCGAGCUGUAGCGUUGCCGCCGUCCUCGCGGCGAUGGAUGAUGCCAUCCAUGAUGGUGUUAACGUCCUUUCUUUGUCGGUUGGUGGAUCUUUUGAGACGCCUGAAAGUUUGCAUGCCGUCGCCAACGGGAUAACUGUUGUUUUUUCCGGCGGAAACGACGGCCCCUACUUCCAGACCGUGGACCACCCAUCUCCAUGGGUCAUAACAGUCGCUGCAAGCACGAUCGACCGCUCUUUCCCUACGGUCAUCACCCUCGGAAAUAAUCAGAAAUUGGUGGGCCAAUCCAGGUACCGUGGAGCCAAGAAAGAUGACAAUUUUAGAGAACUGGUUUGGGGUUCAGGCUGUACUGCUCGUGCGAUAAAUGCUGUUGGUGUCGCCGGGAAGAUUGUGCUGUGCUUUGAUCCUAAAUCAUUGACCACUUUCAUGUCGCCGUCGAGUAUAGACGAUGCAAUUGGGGACGUGAAGGAAGGUAGGGGCAAGGGUAUUAUUCUCGGCAUGCAUACCAUCAAUGCGCUAGAUGCUUUCGCAAGUUUUGAAGGAUUCCCGGCCGCAGCUGUAGACUACGAAAUGGCAUUCCGGAUGUACGAAUAUAUAGACCAAGCUAGAAGGAAAAAUAUGACCCCGUCGGUGAAGAUUGCUCCAACUCAAUCCACCAUAGGGAAUGUUGUUGCGCCAAAAAUAGCGGCUUUCUCAUCCAGAGGGCCCAGUACAACAUUUCCUGAAGUUCUCAAGCCCGAUAUUGCUGCCCCAGGAGUCAACGUUCUAGCAGCAAUGGGGUACCAAUACAAAUUCGACUCAGGUACCUCCAUGGCAUGCCCACAUGUUUCUGGAGUAGUAGCAUUGCUUAAAUCUCUACAUCCGAAUUGGUCUCCUGCAGCUAUAAAAUCAGCUCUCGUCACAACUGCAUCGGUGACUAAUGAAUACGGCACACCGAUAACGGCGGAGGGAGUGCUGAGAAAAGCAGCCGACCCUUUUGACUUUGGCGGAGGACACAUUAACCCAAACAGAGCUGCUGAUCCCGGGCUUAUCUAUGACUUCAAUCCAAAAGAUUAUGUUAAAUUCUUCGAUAGUAGUCUUAGUCGAACGGAAUAUUGCAAUGCAAAAAGAAUACCUUUAUAUCAUAUAAAUCUUCCCUCCAUCGCCAUUCCUAAUCUCAGGACAUCUCUGACGACAUGGAGAACAGUUACAAAUGUUGGUCAAGUUUAUGCACGCUACAAGGCAAUCAUUGAAUCUCCCCCAGGUGUUAAGAUGGUUGUGGAACCUUCUUCCCUUAUUUUUGAUGCAACUACAAAGAUGCGAACUUUUAAGGUGACUUUCACGUCGACUUACAAGAAACAGGGGGACUAUACUUUUGGAAGCUUAACUUGGAAUGAUGGAGGAACCCACUCAGUGAGGAUUCCCAUAGCAGUUCGAGUAAUAAUUGAGGAUUUCUAUGCAGAUACUGCAUAAAAUCAUUCUCGAAGCUUCUGUACUGCAGGUCCCACUUGCCUUCUAGGUACGUUAAUAGCAGUAAAUGUCAUGCCAGAAAUUUAUGCUCUACGAACUAUGAUUAUGUAUUUUGCAUGACAAAUAAAAUAAAUGCCAUGCUAGUAAUUGAUGUUCAAUGAGCUUG